Molecule: messenger RNA, 1353 nt
Organism: Saccostrea cuccullata (small rock oyster)
Lineage: Eukaryota; Metazoa; Mollusca; Bivalvia; Ostreida; Ostreidae
Product: fibroleukin-like
Exons: 6
Coding region: 29-1042 (337 amino acids)
Source: RefSeq, a predicted model, not a curated record
CUGGUAAUCUCACAACAAAAUUGAAAGGAUGACGAUGUUUUUAGUACUAGUACUGAUUUUCAUGUCUGUAUCACAAGUCAAGACGGCUUCCAUGUUAACCGGUACUAACGAUCAGAACGCCACUGCUCUGAUAAACGAAAGAAAUGAGAUCGAUAUUCUCCGUCAGCUCGUCAAUCAAGAGACACUAAUACGAGUAUCCGUUGUCAAUGACGUCAAGACAGCUCUGGAUGACGUCAAUUCUGUGAAGAAAAACAUGGAAAUAUUACAAAGAAAGGUUGAUUCUCUGACUGAGGAGCAGAAAAGAGUAAACAGUAAUUGCCAGGAAAAGAUUCAGGAACUUGAAAAGAAGUUUACUAAAAAAAUUGCCGAAAUUUACGAAGAUGUCAAACUCAAACAGGAUUGUAAGGACCACAAUAUAAAGGGACAAACACAGUCCGGUGUCUAUGAAAUUCAUCCGUUUGAAAACCAGACCCAAGUCAGCGUGUAUUGUGACAUGGAAACCGAGGGAGGUGGGUGGACAGCAAUUCAGAGACGUGUGGGCGGAUCUGUGAGAUUCAACAAAACGUGGGCGGAGUACAAGACUGGGUUCGGGAAUCCUAACGACUCCUACUGGAUUGGAAACGACGUUAUUCAGCAGUUGACAAAGGGAAGGAACUCAUCUCUCUACGUUUCCAUCACAUUAAGAAAUGGCACAACUCUGUAUGAACUCUAUCAACAGUUUGCUAUUAGUGAUGAAUCGGACAAAUACAGACUUUAUCUUGGUGGGCCAGCUACCGGGACCCUAGGAGACGCUAUGUUAGACACUGGGAAGUCUACGAGAAAUCUGUCUGGAAUGUUCUUCUCCACUCCAGACAGGGAUAAUGACGGAGCUAUGGGUCCGAACUGUGCCGCAGCUAAUGAAGGAGGCUGGUGGUUUAACUACUGCCACCUCGCCUACCUUAACGGUCCCUGGCCCCCGGCAAUGUGGGCCGCUCCAUGGAAACCUAUAGUAGAGGACGGAUCCUCAGUAAGGGAGACCAUGAUGUUAAUUAAACCUCACUAGAUGCAGAUAAUACAGGAGGAAAGAAAUUGAUAUAAUAAUGCAAAAGAAUUCCGUUCCUUAAUAAUACAACAAUGGAUAGUUUAAUAGUACAAGUAUACAAUUUUUAUGUGUGAUUAAAAAAGCUUACUUCUAUGAAAUAUACAUUUUAUAUUUAUAAUCAUUUUACAUAGUACACUAAGAUGAUUUUGCUCAUGGAGUGUUAUUAACUUUUCUUACAAAAUGUAUAAUACGGUAUUAGUAGUUUCGUCAUUUUGUCAAUAAAUGACCUUUUUUCGUUUAAAAUUUCGAUAAUCUUUUUCCUGUAUAUCAAA